AUGGGAGCGGUAUCAGCAGCGAAUGAGCAGCAGCAGCAGCAGCAGCAGCAGCAGCAGCAGCAAGGUGAAAUCAGAGGAGGAGGCUCAGGACACCAGCAGCAGCAGCAGCAGCAGCAGCAGCAGCAGCAGCAGCAGCAGCAGCAGCAAGCAGACACAGAACCAAAGACACUCAAUUCAUCUGCUGCUGCUGGGCGACAGCAGCACAGGCAAAUCACAGCUGCUGCGGGCUGCAGCAGAAGGCGACAGCAGCACAGGCAAAUCACAGCUGCUGCGGGCUGCAGCAGAACUCGCCCCGCAUGCAGUUUCUAUCUCAGGUUUCGGUUGCACAGCAGCAGGAUUGACGUGUACAGCUGUCCGCGACGGUUCCUGUUCUGCAGCAGCAGCAGCAGCAGCAGCAGCAGCAGCAGGGGUAGCAGUAGUAGUAGUAGUAGCAGCAGCAGCAGCAGCAGCAAGCUGCAGCAGAACUCGCCCCGCAUGCUGUUUCUAUCUCAGGUCAGCAGCAGCAGCAGCAGCAGCAGCAGCAAAAGCAGCAGCAGCAGCAGCAGCAGCAGCAGCAGAGGUAGGAGUAGGAGUAGUAGCAGUAGCAGCAGCAGGGCGCCGCAUGCAGUUUCUAUCUCAGGUCAGCAGCAGCAGCAGCAGCAGCAGCAGCAGCAGCAGCAGCAGCAGAGGUAG
This is a messenger RNA of Eimeria mitis, 672 nucleotides long. RefSeq lists its product as uncharacterized. Lineage: Eukaryota; Apicomplexa; Conoidasida; Eucoccidiorida; Eimeriidae. The transcript is spliced from 5 exons. Bases 1 to 672 code for a protein of 223 amino acids. The record is from RefSeq and is a predicted model, not a curated record.